AAUGAGUAGACUCAGUAGUAUUUAUGACGGUCACCCAGUUUGUACUUUUUAAUAAGAUACCCAUUGCUCUACAGUUCAAGAUAACUUUAUACAGUAUCGACAUUUUUUUUCUUUUUUUAUAAAAUUGGGCUCAAGAUUGCAUAACAUUUCACGAAGUGAAAGUAGAAUAACAUGCGUUGACUGUGCAAUCAUCAUUUAUCAUGUCAGAUGUACUAGGAUCGGGACCCUCAUCAGCUUGUGACGAAACUGGGGAUAAAGCAAAUACAGGUGAUGAAGAUGGAGAUAGAAAAUUUUCAGCUGCUCAGAAAGCAAGAGUUGAACGAAAUCGUCAAAAGGCUUUACUGCUCAGGCAGUCCAGGCUAGCUAAAAAGCCUUACACCGCCACAGAUCCAAAACAGAAGGUGACACGCACCAUCGAUACCGGGGCAGGCUUCUUCCUGGAAGAAGAGGAGGAGGAAGAAGAAAAGGCUAAAAGGGCAGCGGUCAAACAUCCACUAGGUCCUGUGUUGGAGUCGGAUGCUUUGCUCUGUGAUGACUGUGGAAAAGAAUUCAUGGACUCCUGGCUCCUGACAACCUACAAUGUUAAUGUGUGUGAUGUCUGCAAAGAGGACACAGAGAAACACCCUCUGGUGACAAAAACAGAAGCCAAGGACAGAUACCUACUAAAAGAUUCAGAUCUAGAAAUCCGAGAUCCACCCCUCAAAUUCAUCAUCCGCAAAAAUCCCAGGAAUCCUCGGUGGGGAGACAUGAAGUUAUACUAUGAACCUCAGGUAUAUGACCGAGCUAUGGAGGUGUGGGGGUCAGAAGAGGGACUGGAGAAAGCACAUGAUCAGAGGUCCACAAAGAGGGAAACCGCAAAACGAAAAAAGUUUGACAAGAAAGUCAAAGAAUUACGACUUGCAGUCAGAAGCAGUUUAGUGAAGGUGAACUCGGGACCACACGAGCAUGAGUACGGACCCGAGUCAUAUGACGGGGAAUCUGAUAUGUACAGCGUCGCGUGUGAAUGUGGCCAUGUCAGGACGUACGAGAAAAUGUGAGAUAAAAACAAACUUGUGGGACAAACUGAUUAAAUGUGAAUACAAAAUGCAGUGUGGAUCCUCCUUGAAUUAUUUAUUGAUUUGUGAAAUUGUUUGAAUCUCACCUUUGAUCAAAAAAGAAGUAAUUGUUUGUUGAUAUCAUGUAGUAAGGAUCUUUUGUGUGCUAAUGUCAACAGUACACUUAUCAAAAGGAAUUUUAUAAUAAGUUGCA
Saccostrea cuccullata (small rock oyster) is the source of this 1248-nucleotide messenger RNA. RefSeq names its product DNA repair protein complementing XP-A cells homolog. The coding region runs from base 201 to 1037 and encodes 278 amino acids. The transcript is spliced from 7 exons. Gene Ontology annotation, molecular function: damaged DNA binding. Gene Ontology annotation, biological process: base-excision repair; nucleotide-excision repair involved in interstrand cross-link repair; UV-damage excision repair. The record is from RefSeq and is a predicted model, not a curated record. NCBI's taxonomy places the organism in Eukaryota, Metazoa, Mollusca, Bivalvia, Ostreida, Ostreidae. Gene Ontology annotation, cellular component: nucleotide-excision repair factor 1 complex.